CCCCUACCACCACCACCACUCUCUCCCUCUAAAACCCCCUUUGUUUCUCUCUCUAUAUUUUUUCAUUUUUUUGAAAAAUUGUCCGAUCAUAACUGAAUCAAGCUAUUCAAUGGGACGUGAUGAACCAGAGGACCUGCCAGACCCUACUUCAUUUCACGCUUUUGAUGAUCUUUCCCUCAGCAUCCGACAAAGUGGAGCUGCUGAUUAUAACGGUGAUAUCCAAGGCGGGUUCAGUUCAGGGGCUAAUGUCGCAUCCUUCCCUUUCGUAUCUCUGCCUGUGGUCCGUCCUCUUCCAGGAAAUGUUAAUGAGAUGAACAACUUUGAGAUAAACGGUUUGAAGAAUCUCAAUACCUUGCAUCAUCAACAUCUUGAACAGAAUUUAAUGAACGUCAGAAAUAUUGCACCCAGCUUUCCAUCAGAAAUGCCACAUUGCAUAGGAAAUGGUGCAGAGAUAAACCAUUUGAAUAUGAAUAACAACAUGCCGGCCUCAAAUAGUCUCAUGAAUGAAGGUGUCUUGUUCAAGGGAAUCCAGAAUCCUGGGGCGAGCAUGAAUUUUAUGCCUAUGCAAAGCAGUGGAGCUGGGUGUUUUGAAAGGACUGGGAAAGCAAGAGGUAUUAGUCAAAAUAGCUUGCAGGCAAGUGGAAGUCCUUUUGACAUUGGGUAUAACAUGCAUAAUACUAAAAGCAUUGGCGGAAUAGGAAUUCAUAAUGAUGCCAGGGUCAAUCCUGUUCCUUUCCCUUCACCAGAGAACAUUGAUGGUAGUUUUCUGACCCUUGGAGUAGGAAGUAACAUAGAGGAUAGAUCAAACCUUAAAUUCAGCAGCAAAGAGGUCAGGAGCAGACUGGAGGAAUCUGUUUUGCCACAAAGUAACAAUUCUCAUGCCCAACAAAUGAGAAGAAAUUUCCCAAGUUUAAUUCAUGGUGGUCCUGGUGGUAUUACAAAUUUUCAGUGUGAUAGUGGUGGUUUGCCAAAUUCAGCCAGGAAUUCGAGUGUUUCAACCUGCCCUUUAAACGAUGAUGAAAUUGUGCUUGCUCCGGGCUCUAGAAGCAGUUCACCUCCAUUUAUGUAUGUAACACCAGAUGCGCGACUCAACUCAUCUAACACCAGAAAUUUAGGUGCUGUUGGUAAAGCUGAUCGAAGACUCUCUGAACCUGAUCCUCUCAAGUAUGCCCAAGGUGGUUUGCCUCCUCAUCCAUUGCCAUUUAGCAGCAAUUCAACUUUACCCCCUCAUGUUCGAUUUGGUAGAAUGGCAGCAAUUCAAUCUGCUCAACCUGUUGGGGUAGCAGCUCAACCAACUCUUAUGCAGCAGAGCAACCUACAAACAAACAUUCCCAGGAAUCAAUCUUCCAUGGUAUCUCCUAUUCUCAGUCAUGGCGGCGGCAGAGUGAGGCAAGACCAUUUAGGUCAGCAAUCUUUUGUUAAUGUUCCACAUCCUUGUGGGAAUAAUGCAUUUCCUGAAGGAGUGGGAGCUCAAAUUGCGGGAUGGAGUGGCAUCCAACCUACCCCUGGCAAUCAAUUUCCUAAGAGGCUAGGUGUCCAGCUUAAUGACGGGGCUAUUUCUCAAGCUACUCGAGAAGGUGUUCUUCCUGGGACGGGAGGCAUCCAGCAAAUUAGACGGGGUAAUUCGUAUCAGUCUCAAGAUCUUGGAUCUAAAAUGCACCCCACUGCUCUUCUUCACCCCCCUUUGGCUAUGGGUCGGCAUCAAGGUGCUUCACCAGCCAAUUAUAAUGUUAGUGGAGUCCCGUAUCAUGCUGGUCAAGGCGUUCCAAUAUCAAAGGUUGAUGUGACCCCUCAGGCUUCAUAUAUUCCUGGCCACACUUCCCUUAAAAGAAGAGCAGUUGGAGCCCCUCCAACUGCUCCGACCUGUCAGCGAAGGAGAACAUUGACUCAACACAAUCAACAGCUGAUAGCGCAUCUGAGGCAGAAUACUAAUGCUCCAGUUCCUGCAUCUUCUCCUUCUCCCCAUGUAAAGUCGCAAGCAGGUUUGGAGGAAUCACCUCAACCCAUUGGAGAGAAGUGCUUGUUGUGCAAGAGGGAUGUGGCAUUCAAUCCUGAAGGCCCUAUUUCUCGACCUGCUAUUCCACCAGCCGUUGCUGUUCUUCCCUGUGGGCAUGUAUUUCAUGACCACUGCCUGCAGCUUAUCACACCAAAAGACCAGUCAGAAAAUCCCCCUUGCAUACCUUGUGCUUUAGGUGAAACAUGAUGUGAUCAUUUUACUCAAAUUGUUUUGGAUGGGGGCUUAAAUUUUGUAAUUUUGGCGUUGCAAACGAGAAUGGAAGGGCUCCCAGCUUCUUUUUGUAAAGGAUUAGGGUAUAGUUCGUCGAACUGUACAUAUAGGUGGGGUGAGAAUCGGGCCCCAUGGGUAGAGAUUAGCCCAUUAUGUAAAGUUACAUAGAAACUCAGCUUUUUGACCCCUGGAAAGAAAAAAAUAUUAAACUGGAAACUUACAAGUUACAGCCGAUCUUUUAAACAAUGACCGACGAGGAUCGGACAUAUAGGAGGUAUUUGAUCUCCUGUGCAUCUGUUGAUACAUAUACCUUCGGUUUCAGAGCUGAUAAUUUUUUUGGAUGGUACAAAUAUUGUAUAUGGCAUGUCUCUUUUCUUCAUUUUAUCA
This is a messenger RNA of Lycium ferocissimum, 2614 nucleotides long. RefSeq lists its product as uncharacterized. Lineage: Eukaryota; Viridiplantae; Streptophyta; Magnoliopsida; Solanales; Solanaceae. Bases 110 to 2203 code for a protein of 697 amino acids. The transcript has 8 exons. The record is from RefSeq and is a predicted model, not a curated record.